Racocetra fulgida is the source of this 495-nucleotide messenger RNA. The record is from the annotation of a GenBank genome assembly. Lineage: Eukaryota; Fungi; Glomeromycota; Glomeromycetes; Diversisporales; Gigasporaceae.
GCAACAAAAUAUAUUAGUGGUUGUAACUAUUUAACAAUUGGAAUGGUAGUUUCAAUUUAUAGUCAUUUACUUGAUACAUUAGAAAAAUUUAUUAAACAAUCAUCAAUUAUAACUAUUAAAAAUGUAGCUAAAGCUGCUAAAAACAAGCUCAAAAAAUAUUAUCCAACUACAGAUGGAUUGGUUUAUAUUAUUGGAACAAUUUUAAAUCCUAGACAUAAAUUAACCUAUUAUAAAGAACAUGAAUUUGAUGAUUAUAUUAAAUUAUAUAAUAAUCAAAUUAAAAAUUUAUGGAAAUCUAAAUAUCAACCUUAUCAAAAUAAUCAAAAUGAUAAUCAAGAUGAUAAUAAUCAAGAUAUUGAUCAAGAUACUGAUCAAGAUAAUGAUCAAAAUAGUGAUCAAGAUGAUAUUAAAAAGGUUAAUAUUGAUGAAUUAGAUAUUUAUUUAAGAGAUCCUGCUAUUGAUCCUUAUAAAAUUUUAGAUAUUUUAAAUUGGUGA